GUCUUCUUUCAUUUCAUUCCUCCGAUCCUUCAGUACUAUUUGUAGGCAGUACGUGAAAAUGUACUCGCCGGAAUCAGUGAGGAAUCAUGUCGACGUCUCCCUCGAGCUGGCGAAUCACGUCUUCUCCACCGUCACCAAAACAGAAUCCAACCUCGUCUUCUCCCCUCUCUCCAUCAGCGUCUUAUUGGGCCUCCUCGCCGCCGGCUCCGGCGGCCAGUCUCUCCUCGAGCUCCUCGACUUCCUCAAAUCCGACUCCGCCGACGAUCUCAAAGCCUUCUUUUCUCAGGUCGUCUCCGCCGUAUUCGCCGACGGCAGUCCUGCCGGAGGCCCGCGGUUGUCGGCGGCGAACGGCGCGUGGAUCCAGCAGACUCUGCCUUUGAAGGCUUCCUUCAAGCAUGUCGCGGACACUGCUUACAAGGCCGCCUGUGAAUCGGUCGAUUUCCACAGAAAGGCAAAUGAAGUGGCUAAAGAGGUGAAUUUGUGGGUUGAGAAGGAGACGGGCGGUCUUAUCAAAGACAUACUUCCUGCCUGUGCCGUCGACAGUAGAACUGAUUUCAUUUUAGCAAAUGCAUUGUAUUUCAAAGGAGAGUGGGUUGAGAAGUUUGAUGCGUCAAAGACGAAGGGCGGCGCGUUCCACCUCCUUAAUGGGAGCUCCAUACAAGCCCCAUUCAUGUGCAGUAAGAAGAAACAGUGUGUGGAUGCUUUUGAUGGUUUCAAAGUAUUGAAGCUACCCUAUGAACAAGGGGAGGAUAAACGCCGUUGUUUCUCCAUGUACAUCUUCUUGCCGGAUGCCAAGGACGGGUUGCCAUCUUUGAUGCAUGAGGUCUCUUCUGAUUCUGGGCUAUUGGAGCGUUGCCUUCCCUCUAAUAAUCCAGUUAGAGUGGGUAAGUUCCGCAUCCCAAAGUUCAAGUUGUCAUUUGGGCUUGAGGUCUCGGACGUUCUCAAGGAACUUGGGGUGGUGUCUCCUUUUGCUGGAGGAGGAGGAGAGGGCCUCACGGAGAUAGUGGACGGCAGGACUAAACUCUAUGUUUCACAAAUAUUCCACAAGUCUUUUAUUGAGGUCAAUGAAGAUGGCACAGAAGCUGCAGCUGCCACCGCAGCAAUUGCUACGAGGGGAGCUUCAAGGGAAGAAGCGUUGGAUUUUGUGGCCGAUCAUCCCUUUCUCUUUUUUAUUCGGGAAGAUUCAACUGGACUCAUUCUCUUCAUCGGGAAUGUGAUUAAUCCUCUUUCGGUUAAUUACAACUCACAUAAGCCAAAAUCCGUCCUCGCUAACUCACAAAACCCAAAAUCCUUUGCUGCUCGUCUAUUUGGCUGUACCAUUGUCUAAUUUAAUGUACUAAUAAGAGUCUAAGAGUACGUGUACGUGAAGCUCAAUCAACAUACAUAUGGUUCACCACUAAACUCAUGCUUUCUUCAACACAACUCGGUAGUCAUAUACUAUUGGGCAUGUACAAAGGAAAGAAAAUAAACUCACGUUC
Molecule: messenger RNA, 1478 nt
Organism: Cuscuta campestris
Lineage: Eukaryota; Viridiplantae; Streptophyta; Magnoliopsida; Solanales; Convolvulaceae
Source: the annotation of a GenBank genome assembly